Messenger RNA from Naegleria lovaniensis, 552 nucleotides. RefSeq lists its product as uncharacterized. Bases 1 to 552 code for a protein of 183 amino acids. NCBI's taxonomy places the organism in Eukaryota, Heterolobosea, Eutetramitea, Acrasida, Naegleriidae. The transcript has a single exon. The record is from RefSeq and is a predicted model, not a curated record.
AUGCUCAUUGUACAAACAGUCAUGUUCUUGGGAAUUGGAAUUAAAUUAAUUGUGCUAGUGCGAUCGCAUUCACUCUCCAUCACGCAAAUGAAGAAGAUCAACAACAGCGCAUUGAAAAACGUGUUGCAAAAACCAUAUGCCAAGAUUGUCGGACUUUUGAUCGGAAUGACCUCAAGCGCUUGGAUACAAUUGGUUGCUGGUGUUGUGAGUGCUCUUACCUCUCUCUUUGCGAGUGAUUUACAUAUGAUUGAUUACUUUUUACAAUGUUUUGGAAUUUUAAUAUUUGCAAUUUUUGUAUUGUUAUUGUUUAAUCCAUUACUUGAAGAAUCCAACCAUAGUUCAGCAACUAUGGUCACUACCGAAAGAGAUGAUCAAGAAGGAAAUGAAGAUUCUAUAUCAAAACAACAGAGUACGUUGUCUCAAUCACACCAUCCUCCAUUCUCGAAAGAGAUGCUAAGCCUACCUGAAAGCUCUUCCUCUCCGUCAAUUGCCAUGAAUACCUCUCCUUCUUCUCCUAAUGAUUUAGAAAUGAAUGAAAUUGCCAAAGUUUAA